This is a messenger RNA of Panonychus citri (citrus red mite), 2456 nucleotides long. It is a transcript of the gene eIF2A, whose product is annotated as eukaryotic translation initiation factor 2A-like. Gene Ontology annotation, cellular component: cytosolic small ribosomal subunit. The record is from RefSeq and is a predicted model, not a curated record. Gene Ontology annotation, biological process: translational initiation. NCBI's taxonomy places the organism in Eukaryota, Metazoa, Arthropoda, Arachnida, Trombidiformes, Tetranychidae. Gene Ontology annotation, molecular function: tRNA binding; ribosome binding; translation initiation factor activity.
AUUCCAAUUCAUAACAUAAUCAUUUUAACCGCGCAACGUUAACCAAUAGACUGGAACUUGUUUACAGUUCAUCUUUUGGUUUUAUCUCUGUGUUUGUAUCCAUGCUUUUUAUUGUUUACUUUUUAUUUCUUCCAACAAUUAGAUCAGAAUAACAUUGGUACAUCUUUGAAGAUCCAUUGGUGUUGAUUGGAAAACAUUGAUUACCUUUUCUUAUACAACCAUAUAACCCUUACCAUCCUAGUUAAUUGUUUUUGUUAAUCAUCAUGGCUGCAAAUUCAUCUAAUUGCGAGGAUAAUUUAAUGAUAAUCAAUGAAGAUUUUAAUGGAUUACACCUUUUAUCGGGUCCACCGAAUGUUGAUUUAAUCGAUACUCUUAGUCCCAAGAUUCGUGCCCAUACAGUUUCUCGAGAUGGUAAUUACAUCGGUUUCUCGGAUAUUGUUAAAACCAAAUUGGUUGAUUUAAAUAGUCGAACUGUUAUAUUUGAACAAGAUCUUCCUGGUGUUUUAUUCAUGGGUUUAUCUCCUCAGAAUAAUUUUCUACAAGCAUGGAUACACACCAAGACUCCAGGAGAAGACAAUUUAAUGAUUUACGAUCUUAAAUCUAAAGAACGGAUUAAGACAAUGAAACAGAAACAAUCACAAUGGAAAUUACAUUGGACCGAUGAUGAAUCUAUUUGUAUUCGCUUUUUCAAUGAAGAAUUACAUUUCUAUGAGAAUAACGAUUUCAGUAAAUAUGUUGCCAAAUUUUUCGCCCAAAAAGUUGCAGAUUUUAGUUGUACUACAAACGCUAAAUUGAAUAAGCAUUUUUUGGCCUGUUUAUCUCUUGGAGCUCAUGGACAGCCCAAUUUCGUGAGGUUAUAUAAGUACAACGAGUUUAAUACAGCGAUUGCCAAUAAGAGCUUUUUUCGAACCGAUAGAGCAACAUUUAAAUGGCGAACUCAAGGUGAUGCUUUGCUUAUAUUAUGUGCUGCUGAUGUUGAUAAAACUGGUAAAAGUUAUUAUGGUGAACAGAAUUUAAAUUACAUGGAUGUUACUGGUAAAGCUUUUGCCGUUAAAUUGGACAAAGAUGGACCAAUUCAUUCAGUCGAAUGGCAUCCAUCUUCGACUAAGCCUCUUUUCUGUGUCUCCUAUGGUUUUGCCCCACGAAUUGCGUUAAUUGACUCUAAUUGUCAGAUUGUUCAUUCAUUUGGCGAGAUGCACGUUAAUCAGAUUCAUUUUAAUCCCUUUGGAAAUUUAGUUAUAUUUGCUGGUUUUGGUAAUCUAAGAGGUGGACUAUCUGUUUAUAAUGCUGAAAAGAAAGUACUUCUUAACCAAUUGACCAGUCCAGAUACAACUUGGAUCAAUUGGGCUCCCGAUGGUGUCCACUUGUUGACCGCUGUUACCUCACCUCGAAUGAGAGUUGGUAAUUGUUUACGUGUUUGGCAUUAUUCGGGUAAAUUGAUUAAAGAGAUAACUUAUCCUGAUGGUGAUUCGCUUUUACGAUCAAUUUGGAGACCCAAUCAAAUUGAUUUUCCAACAGCACCAAAGAUUUCGGAAACGGGAAUCAAUGUGGCUCAACUGGCCAAAGAAGCUGGACCAGCAAGAUAUGUGCCACCGCAUUUACGAAAUUCAGGAUCAAGUGCCUCAAGUACAUCUAUUAGUGCGUCAUCAGCAUCGCCAUCAAGUUCAAAAGCACCUAAAGGUAAAGGAGGAGGAGGAAGAAGGGGUAGAGGCAGAGGUAGAGGUGGAGGUGGAGGUGAUCGUAGUGAUACCCAAACAAAACAUUCAGCAACAACAAUGACAGGAGACGGAGGGGGAAGAGGCAGUGGCCACACCGGUGGUGGUGGUGGAGAAGGUGAUUCAGUUGACAAUUCUAAAGAAAGAAAGAUCAAAACAAUUGAGAAAAAAUUGGAAGCGAUCAAAAAAUUAAAGGUCACUCGUGACGCUGGUGGUCAAUUGGAAAAGAAUCAAUUGGCUAAAAUAACCAAGGAGAAGGAGCUAUUAUCCGAAUUGAAGAAGCUUGAAAUUACCGAGUCAAGUUGAAUGAUUUACUAUUAUUUAUCUGAUCAUCAUGUUGAUCAUCAUCACAACAACAAUUUAACUUUCAAUUUCAAGUUCGAGUUCGAGUGGGAAAAGAUUUAUGGAUUAACCAUUACAAAAGGAAAAAUGAAUCGGGAUAUUUUUUCAUAGAUAUUUAAUAGUAUUUAUAUUUAUAUUUAAAAAGAACGAAGGAAGAAAAAUGAAAGAACAAGGAGAGUUUUGAAUGAAAGAGUUUCGAUUUUGAUUAGAGAGAGAGAGAGAAAAUGAUGAUGAUUAUGAUGACUGAUGACGAUAAUAUAAUAAUGAUGAUGAGCGAUGAGAGGAAAAAGAGAGGACAAAAUAUAUUUUUUGCAUCUUUCAGCCUUUUUAUCUAAUCUGAAAAUGUUAUUUGUACAUUCGUUUCAAUUAAAUUUGUUUCUUUUUUUCCAAUUAUAACAA